AAAAAGCUUCUCUCUCCCUCUCUCACAUUCCAGAGUAAGAUUCAUCAAAAUCAUUAUCACUGUAAUCUUUUCUCUAUUCCUCUCAUGGCUUCUCUUCAUGAUGAUGGUGAAGUUGGUUUCGAAGAAGGAAAGCUCUUGCUACCCUCUAAUGUUCUGGACGAGGCAUGUGACUCCAGCAACAAGAUUCAUAAGAGGAGUCACCAGAAAUAUCAGCAACCAGGUUAUCACAGAUAUCAAAGGGAAACACAAUCACAGCGCUCAAAAUUUACUGCAAGAUCAUCGUAUCAAAGGCCUAAACAUGCCACAGGUGGGCCUGGAAUGCAAGCUGUUUUCUUAGUUUCGGGACAAGGAUCAUGUGGUGGUACUGGUGUGUUCUUACCCCAAAAAGCAGGCACAAAAUCAACAAGAAAACCAGCAUGUGCUCCAGUCCUCCUUCCAGCUCGAGUAGUUCAAGCUCUAAAUCUAAAAGUACACCAAUUAGGCAUGCAGAUUUCACCUUCUCAAGGUCCCAAAUAUGGCGAAAGAAACGGAGAAGUGUACAGAAGUGAGUCAACAAAGAAGAAAAAUUAUGAAAAAGAGGGUAUGAAGCAAUGCAGUGUUAUUUCUCAGAGUCAAAGUUGUUCUCCUGAUAUAUUUCUUCCAAAGGAAUGGACAUACUAACUGGAUCUUCAUUUGCUUAAUGCAACCCAAAAACACACAAAAGGAGAUCAUAUUGUAAAUGCGUUGCAUGCUCUGAGUUAGAAACAAAAUCCAAUCAUAAAUCCGGGUGUUAUACAUUCCUUGUGCUGCUGUUAUGCUCAAUAUAUAGAAGCUCUCCAUGUAAUGAUUAUUUAUCUACAGUAAAUAAAAAAAAAGCACAAAG
Molecule: messenger RNA, 862 nt
Organism: Vigna umbellata (rice bean)
Lineage: Eukaryota; Viridiplantae; Streptophyta; Magnoliopsida; Fabales; Fabaceae
Source: RefSeq, a predicted model, not a curated record